AUGUCGCAGUCGAACGUUCACGUCGUCUCGCAUCCAUUGAUCUCGCAUCACUUGGCGAACCUGCGCCUGGCAGAUACAUCACCCAAGGAAUUCCGCUCACUGGUCAGGAACAUCUCCACCGUCCUCUGCAUCGAAGCCUCCCGCACGCUCUCGGUCAAGCAGGUGCAAGGUCAAGGUCCGCUAGCCACGUUCCAAGGCGAGCAGCUUUCGGAUCGCAUUGGCCUCGUGCCCAUUCUUCGUGCCGGUCUGGGCAUGACUGAAGCCUGCCUUGACCUGCUGCCCGAAAACACAUCCGUGCUGCACAUUGGUCUGUUCAGGGAAAAGGUGUCGCUACAACCCGUCGAGUACUACAACAAGCUUCCCGUCACGCCCACCGUCGAUCAGGUGCUCAUUCUCGAUCCCCUCAUUGCGACCGGUGGCACUGCUGUGGCGUGUAUCCAAAUGAUCCUCGACUGGGGCGUGCCCGUGGAGAAGAUCAAAUUCCUGUGCGUGCUGGCUUCGCAAAAGGGUCUGGAGCAUGUGGUCGAGUCGGUGCCCGGGCUCGAGGUGUGGGUGGGCCACGUGGAUCCGCAGCUGAGCGACAAGGGUCUCAUCCUGCCUGGCUUGGGCGACACGGGUGACCGCCUGUUCGACACUAGGACCUAG
Messenger RNA from Kalmanozyma brasiliensis GHG001, 645 nucleotides. RefSeq lists its product as uncharacterized. The transcript has 3 exons. The coding region runs from base 1 to 645 and encodes 214 amino acids. The record is from RefSeq and is a predicted model, not a curated record. NCBI's taxonomy places the organism in Eukaryota, Fungi, Basidiomycota, Ustilaginomycetes, Ustilaginales.